This is a messenger RNA of Monodelphis domestica (gray short-tailed opossum), 9180 nucleotides long. It is a transcript of the gene RTEL1, whose product is annotated as regulator of telomere elongation helicase 1. Gene Ontology annotation, biological process: negative regulation of t-circle formation; DNA repair; DNA recombination. The record is from RefSeq and is a predicted model, not a curated record. Lineage: Eukaryota; Metazoa; Chordata; Mammalia; Didelphimorphia; Didelphidae. Gene Ontology annotation, cellular component: nucleus. Gene Ontology annotation, molecular function: DNA binding; DNA polymerase binding; DNA helicase activity.
UGCAAUCCUCAUUUUGUGUUCUACUUUGUGUAAGGAAACUCUCAUUUGGGGGUUCAGAAUAACCAGCUUCAACAAAGCACUUAGUAUUAAGAAAAACCACAGUCAAUUGGCCACAGCAGAACACAUUGCCCAGGGCCAAGGAAAGGAGGGGCUGAACCUCGCUCCCACCUGGAGCAGUCUCUGCAGCAACAGAAGCUUGGCAUCACGGGAAGAAGGGACCGGCUUUGGCCCAGGGGUAUGACGUAAGCGUCAUGUGACACAUUACGCCUAUCAUUACGCCUAUAGUUCUCUGCUGCCCGGGAAAGUGCAAAUUGAGAUACUGCGGCGGACCGAAAAAGAAGAGCUCUUCGAAAAAGGACUGGAUAUUUGGAAAUUGCACUGGAAACAGGUAAAUUAUGCCCAAGAUAACAAUAAGCGGAGUUACAGUGGAUUUUCCUUUCCAACCAUACAAAUGUCAAGAGGAUUAUAUGACUAAAGUCCUGGAGUGCCUACAGAAGAAGGUAAAUGGCGUUCUUGAGAGCCCCACAGGAACAGGAAAGACUCUAUGCCUUCUCUGUACCACUUUGGCUUGGAGGGAGCACUUUAAAGACACAAUUACUGCCCGAAAGAUUGCUGAGAGGAUGCAAGGGGUGGAGCUCUUUCCUGAUAGACCAAUGUCAUCAUGGGGGAACGCUGCUACAGAUGGAGAUACCACAGCUUAUUAUACCGAUAUUCCAAAGAUCAUUUAUGCCUCGCGAACCCAUUCUCAGCUCACUCAGGUCAUUAGUGAGUUAAGGAACACUUCUUACAGGCCAAAGGUGUGUGUACUGGGCUCUAGAGAACAGCUGUGCAUCAACCCCGAAGUAAGAAAGAUAGAAAGUAACCACAUACAGAUCCAUGUGUGUCGAAAGAAGGUAUCAACUCGCUCUUGUCAUUUCUACAAUAAUGUGGAAGAGAAGAGCACAGAGAAGGAGCUGGUCACUUCUAUCUUGGAUAUUGAAGAUUUGGUUAAAAGUGGAAACAAGCACAGAGUCUGCCCUUAUUAUUUAUCUCGGACACUAAAGCAGCAAGCAGACAUAAUUUUUAUGCCAUACAACUAUCUGUUGGACUCCAAGACACGAAGGGCCCACAACAUUGACCUUAAAGGGACAGUGGUGAUCUUUGAUGAAGCUCACAAUGUGGAAAAGGUAUGUGAGGAAUCAGCUUCAUUUGACCUGACUCCCUUUGACUUGGCAUCUGGCUUGGAUGCUAUAAAUCAGGUGUUAGAAGAACAGACAAAAUUGCUACAGCAAAAUGAGAUCCAUGCACAGUUCAACAUGGAACUUGACAAUUCAGGUCUGAAUAUGGAGCUUGAAGAUAUAGCUAAGGUAAAAAUAAUUCUUCUUAAGCUGGAAAGUGUAAUUGAUGCCAUCGAGCUUCCAGGAAAUAACACUGGCAUGACUAAGCCUGGAAGCUAUAUCUUUGAUCUGUUUGCUGAAGCCCACAUCACCUUUCAGACCAAGUCUUCCCUCCUGGAGUCAUUGGAGCAGAUCAUACAGUUCAUGGCAGGACGUACUGGAAUAUUUAACAACACAGCAGGCUUACAAAAGCUGGUGGACAUCAUUCAGAUUGUUUUCAGUAUUGAACCCCCAGAAGGUGCAGCCAACCUCAUGCAGGGGCAUACAGUUUCAAAAUACUAUAAAGUCCACAUCCACUUGGACAGCAGUAAUAGAAAAAAGACCCAGAGGACUGAUGCUUGGACUGCUCCUGUGGCCAAAAAGCAAGGAAAGAUACUGAGCUACUGGUGUUUCAGUCCAGGAUUUAGCAUGCAUGAGCUAAUUCAACAAGGUGUGCGUACCAUCAUCCUCACCAGCGGAACUCUAGCUCCAAUUUCUUCCUUUUCCAUGGAGAUGCAAAUCCCUUUCCAUGUUUGCUUGGAGAAUCCUCACGUUAUCGAUCAACAUCAGAUCUGGGUGGGGAUUGUUCCAAAAGGCCCUGAUGGAGUAUUACUGAGUUCUGCAUAUGAUAAAAGGUUUUCUGACGAAUGCUUGUCUUCUUUAGGAAAAACUAUAGGGAAUAUUGCCCGAGUUGUGCCCCAUGGACUCUUGGUAUUCUUCCCAUCAUACCCUGUCAUGGAAAAAAGUCUUGAGUACUGGCGAGACCAUGACUUUGCCAGAAAGAUGGAAGAGUUAAAGGCAAUUUUUGUGGAGCCGAGAAGUAAAGGAGGCUUUACCGAGGUUAUUGAUGCAUAUUACGAGAAAAUUGUCUGUCCUAAAUCAAAUGGAGCUACUUUUAUGGCUGUGUGCCGGGGAAAGGCUAGCGAGGGCUUAGACUUUGCAGAUAUGAAUGGCCGUGGAGUCAUCAUCACUGGUCUCCCAUUUCCUCCACGAAUGGAUCCCAGAGUCAUUUUGAAGAUGCAGUUCCUUGAUGAGAUGAGAGGAAAGAGUGGAGCAGGAGGCCAGUAUUUAACUGGGCACGAGUGGUACCGGCAGCAAGCCUCCCGGGCAGUUAAUCAAGCCAUCGGCAGAGUCAUCCGACAUCGCCAGGACUUUGGGGCCAUUUUCCUCUGUGAUCACAGGUUCACUAACAGUGAUGCCAGAGCCCAGCUGCCCUCCUGGGUGCGUCCUUAUGUCAAGGUCUAUGACAACUUUGGCCAUAUUAUCCGUGAUGCAGCCCAGUUUUUCCGCGUUGCCCAGAAAAUUAUGCCUGUUCCUGUCCCUCGGGUUCUGCAGAACCCCUGUGAUGGAGAAGGUGUUGCUGCAGCCUCCACGUCGUCCUACAGCCUUUUCCUCUCAUCUAAGAAAGCCAAGAGCUUGGAUGUACAUGUUCCUAGCCUAAAAAGGAAGUGUUUGGGCUCGCUGGAUGGUGGGGACAGUGAAGCCAGCCUGUGGGGAGAAUAUGAACAGGAACUAGCUUCCCCACAGAGGAAGCCUAGGGGUCUGCUGGCUGCAUUGGACCGUAGUGAGAACAAAAGUGAAAUCUAUGAGAGCAACAUGAUUCCAGGAGAAGAAAAGGCUCAGCGGCUCUCUACCCUAUCUUUACAGUAUGAGAAGAGAUUAACAGAUGAACAAAUAGGAGGAAAGAAGAAAAUCAGAAUUGUCAGCAGCCAGGAUAAGAAAGAGUCCAUCCCCAUGGAACAAGCAGGCAAAGCCAAGCUGUUUAUGUUAUCAGUAAAGCAGUCCCUGAGUCAGGCCAACUUUGACCUCUUCACCAGAACCCUGCAGCUCUAUAAGGGGACUGAUGACUUCAGCACCAUGAUGGCUCACCUUGGCACACUCUUUGCAGAGGACCCAAAGAAGCACAGUUUGCUCCGAGGAUUUUAUCAGUUUGUCCGGCCACACCACAAGAAACAGUUUGAAGAAGCUUGUCUCCAGCUGACUGGGCAGAGCUGUGGCUACAAGCCGGAGCACAGCCUGCCUCGUGAGAAAAGGGAGCAGCUAGCCCAGGAUCCAGAUGGGAAAAAGCAGAGUAAGACAAAAAUGACCUGUUCAGAGGGUGCAGUCCAACAACUGAACUCAGACAUUCACCUGAACCAGGGCGGAACUCACCUGGUAUCUGAGAUGACCAUCCAAGGUGAAAACCACCCAAGUGUCUCAAGCAGCACAAGGAAAGAGGAGCCAGAAGCCCCCGGGGAGAAGAAGGAUCAUGCUGCUGUUAUAGCCUAUCUUGCAGAUGUCAAGAAAUCUCUUGGUCCAAGCUGUUAUAGCCAGUUCUCUACAGCCCUGUCUGCUUAUAAGAAAAAUGACAAUUAUGAAGCGAUGGUGUCUGUGAUUGCUGCCCUCACCACCGAGAAACCUGAGGACUUGCAUCUUCUUCAAAGGUUCUCCAUGUUUAUUCGUCCUCAUCAUAAAAAGCAAUUUCUCCAGAUGUGUAAGGACUUGACAGGAUCCUGCCCUAGAGAGAGACAUGGGGAAUCUCUCUGGAAGAACCACCCAGAACCCUCCAGCCUUGGCCCCCAAAACGAGGAAGAAACUAAAGUGCAAGAGCUCAUGGCAAAAUCCAAACCAGACCUCCCAGAACCUGAGAAAUCCAGGAAGGUUCAAAGCAAAAUCUCUUCUUUUUGCUGCAAACUGAGAAAAUCAGAAUCACCAAAAAUGAAAUCUCCUGAAGGUUCCAGCCACCUGCCAAUGAGCUUGGAGCCUGACCCAAUCCCUGCUCUUCCUUCUAAUGUUGAGCUGGAAUGGGAAGGUUUCCAUUGUCCUGGUUGCAGUGCUGAGGAUGUGGUGCCCUUUCAGUGCCAUGCUUGUGACUUCCAUUCCUGCAAGACAUGCUGGGAAUGGCAUUUCAAGACCACUAAGAAAUGUCCAGAGUGUGGAGCCAUUGCCAAGAAGAGAUACCUCACCCAAGUCUUCUUCUGGAAGAAAACCUAGUGAUGAACAGAACACAGAUUUGCAUCCUCUGUUGCCCAUGGUGGAGCUUCAUGCACGGGGUUAAUUUAAGCUUUUCUUGAUAAAGUUUCCUUCUCACAGAUCCUUCCACCAAGAAAAUCUUUGAUCUGUUUAGCCCCAUAAUCCUGGCAAGGUCCCCAGAGGCAGGAGCUGGCUCAGUUUUCUAUUUUGACGUGUUUUAGGAACAUGGCCAGACUACUCUGUUAUCUUGUGGUAUCUAAUGUGCAUCCUAGCACACAGACAAUAGAUUUUUAGGCACUCUCAUCACUGAAAAAUGCCAAGAUAGCAUCUUAGCCACUCAGUCACAAACUCAGGUCAUCUGCUGGCCCUGAUUAUACAUUUGAGCUGUCUCCUUUUUUGUUCCCAGGUUCUACUAAUGAUCCUAUCCACCUUCCUUCUCAUGUUUCCUUAUACCCUUCUGUGUGGGUCUAGAGUAAAUAAUGUGCUCAUCGAAAAGUAGUUUCCAAUGUCUCUGGCCAGUGGUGGGAGUCUCAGUCCCCAGCCAGAUCUUCUCAGGAUCCCAUGAUCUCUUAUGUGAUAGCCGCACAUUGCCCUACUCGGUUCAGCCAUGUAAGAUGGGACCUUUUGGCACUGUAACAGCAUUGUGGUUUAUCCUGAGGUCCUUUAUAUCCCAGAUUCCAGUGGAGAGUGUGGGGGAGAGAAGGGAUCUAAGGAAUGGUUGAGAAGCAUUUGUUUUUAUGAGGAUUUUUUUGUUUGGUUUUUUGGUUACUUUAUUUAUUAAUUGUUUUACGUGUCUUAAAUGUGCCUCGGUUGAUUAAUUCCGAGGUGUUUUGUCCAUUUUGAAUAUAAUUUCCCUUUCUAUUAUUUCAUUUUGGAUUUAUUAAUUAUUGCAUAGUACCAAUGAUUAUUUCAGUGGAUUUAUUUUGUAUUCCACUACCUGAUAGAAGUUAUAUUGUCUCAGCUUCCCUGAGAAUUCUCUUGGAUUUUCUAAGAAAACCAUACUGUCUGCAAAUAGAGACAAUUUUGUUUGGAUAAGGAACAUUUUGUACAGUGUUAUAGAGGACACCUUUUUUUGCUCAUCCUCAGGCAGCUUGUCACAUGUAUUAUGUAUUUGCUAUCAAUUUUCCACACCAACCAAGUAUCACUUCCCAACUCUUCUGUCAGUGCUAUGUUGUAUAAUAAUCGGUGAAAAAAAAAAGAGAAGAAAACUUGCUACCAUCUACCCUGAGACGGUAGCCUGUGUUUGCUCAAAUUAAGACUUUUAAAAAUCAGGUUAAAAAACAAAUCUAUAAAUAAAACUUGUUGACUACGGAGCACAGGGGCAUAUUUAUUUCAGGAUAAGAAGCAGUCACACUAGAGGUAAUUUCCCCACACCAGCUCUGAAAUGAAGUCUCUUUCAGGAAGUUUCAUGGUUAUUCUGUGGCAAGCAUCUGAUUUGGUUUUCUAUCAGUGACGAUCCUGAAAUAAAUGGAUAAUUGUCUAGGAUACAUGCUUCCAGGAAAGUAGGGCUAUUCCAAAGGCAUAAUCAAAUGCUAUUAUAAGGGGCCAAAGGAAUGAUUAGUCAUAGGCUUUCACCACAAAUGAGGAAACAGAGCCAGAGGGUUUAUGAUUUGCCUAAUGCCACACAGGUAACAGACAAAGGAUUCAAAUCUAGGUCCUCUAGUUCCAAAUUCAUUGUUCUUUCCCCAUAAUUAUUGGCUCAUCAGACACCAAUAUUCUCUGUGUGCCCUCACCUCUCCCAGCUCAGCCUUUCCUCUUGUGUCCUCAAAUUUGUGUCUUUUUCUAAGAAUAAACUGAAAGAAUGAGAUCAAAAUGAGAAAAGUAGACAUAUAGGUGAGAUAUUGGGAAGAACUUGUCACUAUGGUGCAAGAUCCAAGAAAAAAUAAGGAAGGGAAACAAUGGAUUAGGCUUCUUUGUAGAUAUUUGAGAACAGAAAAGAUAUCGUCCUAUCUCCUCUUUUCCACCCUUAAUUCCAGCCUCGGUUAAUGGAAUCAAUCUUUAAUAUUGCUCAAGGACCGUAUGUGAAGGAAAUUAGGGGGCCUUGAUCAUGAGGGUAGCAUCUGAACUCUGAUGCCUCCCGAGGUCAGCGUUAAAGCCAGCAAUUAAGGUGGAUGACAAGGAGGCAGAGGGAAUGUCCCCUGGGUGGCCUUGCCAAGGAGGAAGGCCAACAGUUGGCCCAUGAGCAUGUGUGUGUGAAUAAGUUGAGCAAAAGUUAGAAAAACCUAGGCCUGAGCAGAUUUCAAUUUCUUCUGCUCUGGAACAGACUGGUUCUCUGGGCUGCUGCAUGGGGAUCGGCAGUCAUCAUGGAGAGAACCAUGUAGGGCUGAACCUGGGACCAGAUCUACCUUAAAGUAAUGUGGCUAAAUCUCUCCUCUUUCUCAUCUCUCACUCUCAUUUUAGUGAUGCUUUUAUAUGCACUCUUUAAUAUUUUGAUGUAUUAAUAUAUUUUAUAUAAGUUUUAAAAUAUUUUAUUAUAUUAACAUAGUUUAAUAACACUUAAGACUGUCCAGAUCCUUUUUUAUUCCUAACAGCUGGAAUAAAGGGAGUGUCAUACCAUUUUUUUAAACCUUUAUCUUUUAUUUUAGAAUCAAUACUGUGUACUGGUUCUAAGACAGAAGAGUGAAAAAUGCUUGUAAAAAGAUGAAAAGUAAAAAGAUAGCUGCAUUUCAAGUUUGGGAGAAUGGGAUAAUAGUGUUGCUACAAAAAGUGAAACUGAAUGAAGGAGCAAGUUUUGGGGAAAGACAGUUGGUUUCGUUGUGGAACAUUCAAGUGGACAGGCAAAGAAAACUGUAAGUAGGCCUCGCUCUCAGAAGAGAAAGGUCAAGAGGCAGCAGCUGGAAGAUCCUAAGUUCGAAUGUGACCUCAGACACUUCCUAGCUAGGGCAGAAGUGAAAUAAAAGCUCUUAAAGAAUUGGAAUGGGGUAGCCAAGUGGUUCAGUGGAUUGAGAGCCAGACUCAGAGACAGCAGGUGCUGGGUUCAAGUCUGGAUCAGACAUUUCCUAGGUGUGUGACCUUGGGCAAGUCACUUAACCCCCCAUUAACUAGUCCUUACCACUCUUCUGCUUUGGAAGCAAGACUCAGUAUUGAUUCUAAGAUAGAAGGUAAGGGUUUAUUAAAAAAAAAAAAAGAAUUGGAAGGAGAAUAAAUAGCUCUGACCUACUGAGGAAAUUAAAUCCUUGAAAACUGGAAUAGAUGAAACAAAUAUCAAUGACUAUAAGAUGGCAAGAAAUUAGAACAAAAUAAAGAUUUUAAAAAGAAUAAAACAAAUAAAAUUAGAGGUCUGAUAUCACAAACAAUGGGCUUAAGUCAAGAAGAGAAAAUAUAAGUAUUAUUGGACUUCCUGAAAACCACAAUAAGGAAAAGGGAAAAUAAAAACCUAUUUGCUAUAUUUCAGUAAAUCAUAAAUUAAAACCUCCCAGAGCAGAGUGAUUAUCAUUCAUUUCCUGAAAUACAGUCCGAGGAAUGUUACUAUCAAAAUCCAAAGCUCUUACCUUAAAAAAUAAAAGCAACCAACAAAAAGUUUUAAGUACAAAGGAACCACAGUCAAACAGGCAGCUUCUGUCACAGGUGAGAGCUCUUAGAAUAUAAUAUUCUAAAAAGAGAUGAACUUAACCUAAAAAGGUGGUUAUAAUUUAACCGAAGGAAAAUGGAUCUUUGAUGAGAUAGAAGAUAUUUAAGCAUUUUCGAUGACAAGACUAGUGCCAAAUAAGAACUUUGGGAUAUAACAACAGGAGUCAAUAGAAAAUCUAGGAAGGCAAAUUUGUAAGGAACUAUAUAUGCCAUGUAGUGCUAACACUAAUGGAGAAGUGUCCUUUCAAAACCUUAAGGCCUUCAGAGGGGAUUGAGGACAAAUAGAGGUCUUGGGGGUGGACUGGAUCUCUUCUGAAGGUGUGAAGAAGGGAAGAAAAAGUGAUAAGUGAAAUACAUAAAUGUAGAAAAGGAAGGAGGGAGCAGAACUUGAAAAGGUUAUUUCUCAUAAUUGGAAUUGUAAGGAGAAUGUGCAAACAGGAAGGAGUGGAGGAGUUGGCACCUUAUCUGAAAAGGACAAAAGAGCCACAUAAGAGUUUAUCAUACUUAACAAAAAAAAAGCUGGGAUAAGGACAGGAGCAGGAGUUUGGAGGGAGGAUAAUCAAAAGGGAGGAAAUAACCACAAGCAAAACAAACUUCCUGAUCUGGAUGUAGGUUGUUAAAAGGGAAUAAAAGAAAACGAGAAUCUUGGAAGAUGCCUUAGAUCUCCUGGACAAUUGGGAAAUGGCUGAGCAAGUCAUGGAAUAUGAAUCUGAUUAGAGUGGUAAUUGGUGACGAAAAAGGUUUUCUCAGAAUUCUGGGGAUAAUGAACUGACGCAGGAUGAAAAAACCGAAAAGACUUUUAUCAGCAAAUGACCAAGCUAGAGAACCUUUGAUGUAGUGUGCUCCCAAUUUCUUGGUAGAGGGGUGAUGAGCACUAGGUACCGAGACAACUUUUGGACAUGGCUACUGUGAAUUCCUUUUGUUUGACACGAUUAUUUUUAACCAGGAAUUAGGGGCUGAGGGGCGGGGGACAGCGAUUGACGGAGGUAGCAAUCAUGGGGAGGGGGAGUAUCAUUGACUUUUUUAAAUGCAAAAGAGAGAACCGAACAAAAGGAGGUGCAGAUGAGCGGGCCAGUUUUGAGAGUAACCCCUGACAUUUAUCAUGUACAUUUUUUUCCAAACAGUUUGAAACAGAGAUUCACGCUUUCCUAGAAAAUCCUCCCUGCCCCCCCCACUGUGUUUAGAAAUGUUCUUGAUAUUUAUGACUUUUCAAAAGAGACAAAAACAUAUUCAAAUCAAGUAUCUUGCCCCUAACCCUUCUUUGGUCUAUAGAAUAAAAGCCCUUGUGGAGAUUAAGCAAACA